AUGAAGCUCCCGAUCAACGCCUGCCGGACGUGCCGCGACCACGGGGCCGCCUCCGACUACGCGCUCUGCCCCGGCCUCGACGUCUUCUACGGCGACCUCCACCUGCCGUGCCCCUACGAGCAGUUCGGGUGCAGGAGCUACAUCCCCUACUACAGGGCCGCCAGCCACCAGAGCGCGUGCGAGCACGCGCCGUGCCUGUGCCCGGAGCCCGGCUGCGCCUUCGCCGCCCCGCCGCCGGCGCUCCUCCCUCACCUCGCCGCCGCCCACUGCUGGCCCGUGCACAAGAUCCCCCGCUACGGCGCCAUCCACUCGCUCCGCGUCCCGGCGUCAGUGCCGGACCGCCUCCUGGUCGUAGGGGAGGAGCAGCAGGAGGAGGAGGACGACGACGAGGAGGAAGGUAAGGACGACGCGGAGGCGGAGCGCCCCGCCGUGUUCGUCCUGUCCUUGCGCGAGCGCGGCGCGGCCACCGCCGUCUCGGUGGCGUGUGUGAGGGCGAACGCCAGGGCGGGGCCGCAGUACAAGUGCGUGCUCUGGGCGAAGGCGCCCGCGCGGGCCCUCGCCUGUGCAUGGAGACGGACGUGCCAAGCUGCGCGGCUCCCGGCCAGGCCGUGA
Molecule: messenger RNA, 612 nt
Organism: Miscanthus lutarioriparius
Lineage: Eukaryota; Viridiplantae; Streptophyta; Magnoliopsida; Poales; Poaceae
Source: the annotation of a GenBank genome assembly